CGCGCUGUGUGGGGCGGUCUCUUCAGAGAUGUCUGAAUAAGUCAAGAAUCUCUUCAGCUGCCGCACGCUUUCAAACAGCACUUCAUCUCGUCCAGUGUCGCUACGAGGGAAGAGUUUUAUGUUUGCCGUUUAGCUUCAUAAGAUUAUGAGGAAUUAUUUUGCGAUUGCCGUGCGUAACAAACCUGCAGUGCACAGGGGUGAAGGAAGAACAGCUGGAACGCUGUCCAGGGUCCUGAAGUCAAGAAGCCAAAGGUGCUGAAGAGAGCACAGGCAUUCACGGAGGACUGUAUGUCUAUGCCAAUCAAGCCUUGAGAUGACUCGGAAAAGGCUGCGUUCUGUGGCUGUCUGGGGAUUCGUUGCAUGGCAAAUAGGAAUUAUGUCGAGUUUGGUAGCAUCAAAAAAACCAGAAAACCCUCAAGGAGAAAAAGCAUCAUCACCCUCUGACUUCCUUGACAAGCUCAUGGGAAGAACCUCAGGUUACGAUGCCAGAAUUAGGCCCAACUUUAAAGGUCCGCCCGUGAAUGUAUCAUGCAACAUAUUCAUUAACAGUUUUGGCUCCAUUGCAGAGACAACUAUGGAUUACAGAGUGAACAUAUUUCUCCGGCAGCAAUGGAACGACCCUCGGCUAGCUUACAGCGAGUACCCAGACGACUCCCUGGACCUGGAUCCCUCGAUGUUAGACUCCAUUUGGAAGCCUGAUCUGUUCUUCGCCAAUGAGAAGGGAGCGCACUUCCACGAGGUCACCACUGACAACAAGCUCUUGAGAAUUUUCAAGAAUGGAAAUGUCCUCUAUUCAAUCAGACUGACUCUGACACUCUCGUGUCCGAUGGAUCUGAAGAAUUUCCCCAUGGAUGUGCAGACGUGCAUAAUGCAGCUGGAGAGUUUUGGUUACACAAUGAAUGACCUGAUCUUUGAGUGGCAAGAGAAGGGACCUGUACAGUUUGCCGAAGGUUUGACACUCCCACAGUUCAUCCUCAAGGAUGAUUCUGAUUUGAGAUACUGCACCAAGCACUACAACACAGGCAAGUUCACAUGUAUCGAGGUACGUUUUCACCUGGAAAGACAGAUGGGCUACUACCUGAUCCAGAUGUACAUUCCCAGCCUGCUCAUCGUCAUCCUGUCCUGGGUCUCCUUCUGGAUCAACAUGGAUGCUGCUCCUGCCCGUGUUGCCCUGGGAAUCACCACAGUGCUCACAAUGACAACUCAGAGCUCUGGAUCCAGGACGUCUUUACCUAAGGUGUCUUACGUGAAGGCAAUUGACAUCUGGAUGGCUGUGUGCUUGUUAUUUGUCUUUUCUGCGCUGUUGGAGUAUGCUGCGGUCAACUUUGUUUCACGGCAACACAAAGAGCUCUUACGAUUCCGACGGAAAAGGAAGAAGUCUGGGAAGGAGGAGGAAGUGCGGGAGAGCCGGUUGAGCUUCACGCCCAAUGCAGGGAAAGACGGAGCCGUGCCCAAAGCUGCUAAUAAUACGGCCACAACACCCUCUGACCCAGCCCUCACUGCCGGCAAGAGUCAUGAGGAGAUGAGAAAACUCUUCAUCGACCGAGCCAAGAAGAUCGACACUGUGUCCCGUGCCGGAUUCCCACUGGCCUUUCUUUUUUUCAAUAUUUUCUAUUGGGUCCUUUACAAAAUCCUACGUCACGAGGACGUGCACAAGCCAUAGAUGGAGCAUGGCAUGUUGCACCUUGGGAGGUACAGUAGUAAAUAGCAAAGCUGCAUCAAUGAAUGCUGAUGUUUCUUGCCAGGAUCUAUGCUAAAAUGACUAUGAAAAACUGUGAUGUCUAGGACCGGUGGUUAAUUUCAAUAAAUUGUUUAUGUUAUACACCCAUUCGAAGACACUGCACUCACUAUGCAAUGGAUAGGUAUCCGUAGGGCCUCUGACACACCUGUCCCGCAAAACAAAAGUGGUCAGCACUUCUACACACCUGUUUAACACAGAAGCACAGUCCGAUACUGACUACAGCCCCUAGUAGUGACAGAUGCAGAUGUGUGUGUCUUGCACUGGUUUUGUUGACUCCGUUGUCUUACAGCUUUACUGCCAAUGUUCUGUGUUGUAUUUUUGAUAUACAGCUAUUGAAAAAUGGCAAGAGUGCAAGAGCAGAAAUGUAUAUUAUACAAAUAUCCAAACACAAACUACUAAUGUUGAUUAUUUUAUAAGGAAGAGUUACCUAGUUUUUAUUAGCAUUUGGUCAGCAUAAUGUGUCCCCGAACAUUUUGUCCCAACCUGAUUGUUGACCAGCUCUAGUAGAAACCAGCAUCCAGGCCAAAAACAUUCUGAGUUAAAUCUCAAGAAUGACCCCGAACCAGCAAAGAAGGCAAUUGUGUUUACAGCUAGCCUAUAUGAACACCUUAACAUUAACUGCUUCAAGGAAACACAUUUUUUUAAACUUUAAUGGGUAGCGUACUGCCAGUUAACAUGAAGAAAUUGAAACCAUUCUUCAAGUUUUUCUCGAACAAAAGCAUUAUUGUUUGAAAACCAUUGCCAGUCACUUCAAACUAAUGAUGCCACUACAAUAUAAUGCGGCUGGGAGUGAAUAAUGUCACACAUGUGUUGCAAAUUCAUGAAUGAAGAAAUUAAUUCAAGGAGGGCUUGUUGGGACAAUG
This is a messenger RNA of Carassius gibelio (silver crucian carp), 2604 nucleotides long. RefSeq names its product glycine receptor subunit alpha-3-like. Gene Ontology annotation, biological process: nervous system process; signal transduction; regulation of membrane potential. The record is from RefSeq and is a predicted model, not a curated record. Gene Ontology annotation, cellular component: plasma membrane; synapse; neuron projection. Lineage: Eukaryota; Metazoa; Chordata; Actinopteri; Cypriniformes; Cyprinidae. The coding region runs from base 314 to 1663 and encodes 449 amino acids. Gene Ontology annotation, molecular function: transmitter-gated monoatomic ion channel activity; glycine binding; transmembrane signaling receptor activity. The transcript has 9 exons.